Messenger RNA from Nematostella vectensis (starlet sea anemone), 886 nucleotides. RefSeq names its product pyrroline-5-carboxylate reductase 3. The record is from RefSeq and is a predicted model, not a curated record. Lineage: Eukaryota; Metazoa; Cnidaria; Anthozoa; Actiniaria; Edwardsiidae. The coding region runs from base 37 to 864 and encodes 275 amino acids. Gene Ontology annotation, molecular function: pyrroline-5-carboxylate reductase activity. The transcript has 5 exons. Gene Ontology annotation, biological process: L-proline biosynthetic process.
CGGCCGCGGGUUUCCUGUGGUGGAAGUAUUUCAAAGAUGGCGGACGAACAUAAGUCUUCAUUACACGUGGGAUUUAUAGGGGGAGGAAAUAUGGCAAUCGCUUUGGCGAAAGGGUUCAUCUCAUCAAAAAUGGUGAAGUCUGAAAACAUCAUUGCAAGCGCGCUCACAGAAAGGACAUUGACCCAUUGGAAGGAAAUAGGAUGCAAAACGACAUUAAAAAAUUCAGACGUUGUUGCUCACUCUGCUGUCCUUUUUAUCGCUGUUAAACCACACCUUGUACCAACAGUAAUGAAAGAAAUUGAUAAAUUGAUUACAGAACGCCAUCUUGUAGUUUCUGUUGCAGCUGGAAUCCCACUUAGUUCAUUUUCUAAGCAUUACGGUCUUGAGAGGGUGAUAAGACUGAUGCCAAAUCUACCUUGCUCGGUGAAGCAAGGUGCUGCAGCGUUCUCAUGUGGUGAAAAGGCUACAAGGGAGGAUGCUGAUCUUGUACAUCAACUUAUAUCUACAACAGGUUUUGUUGCUGAAGUCAAAGAGCCACUGAUCGACACUGUGUGCGGUGUUGCUGGUAGCGGGUCAGCCUUUGUCUAUGUCGUCAUAGAAGCCAUGGCUGAUGGUGCCGUCAAGGCGGGGCUACCAAGGGUACUGGCCAAUCAGUUUGCAACGCAAGCUGUUCUUGGAGCUGCAACUUAUGUUAAAGAGUCUGGGAAGCACCCUGCUCAGCUAAAAGACGAGACGUGCUCACCUGGCGGCACAACUAUCGAUGGCAUCUAUCAGCUUGAGAGGGGAGGGGUGCGUGCAGCAUUUAUCGAUGCUGUGACAUCCGCCGCGAGUAAGGCCCAAGAGCUAGGCAAGAAAUGGCAGUAGAAAUAAACUAAAAAAAACUCUA